UCAGCUUCCAGGAAUUGUGUACAGAUCCUUGCGACACGGGGUUGUGCAUUACCGUGAUGGUCGGCGGAUGAAUGACACGACAAUGUGCCUCAGGAUCUGGUCAUGUUAUCGCUUUGCAUUCAAAUUGCCAUCGAUAAAAUGCAAUUAUCUUCGUUGUCCGUAGUUUAUGCCUGCCGAUACCAAAGGCCACUCUGUUCACAACGCUGACAUAAUUAAACCGCUCACCCACUCGACACCAUUGGUACAGUUGAAGCUGGGAUUCAUCCGUGAAGAGCACACUUCUCCAGUGUGCCAGUGGCCAUCAAAGGAGAGCAUUUGCCCACUGAAGUCGGUUACGACCCCAAACUGCAGUCAGGUCAAGACCCUGUGGCCCAUUCCCUGCGCUACUUCUACACAGCCUCCUCAGGAAUCCCAGACUUCCCUGAGUUUGUGGACAUGGGGAUGGUGAAUGAUCAGGUCAUUAGCCGCUAUGACAGCAUCACGAAGAGGAAGGUCCCCAAGCAGAGCUGGAUGGAGAUGGUUUUUGACCAGCAAUACUGGGAUAGCACCACAGAGAACCUGAGAGAAGCAGAGCAAGUUUCCAAAGUCAACAUUCAGAUAGCACAGAAGCGUUUCAAUCAUACAGAGGGCAUGCACAUUAACCAGGAGAUAUAUGGCUGUGAGUGGGAUGAUAAGACAGGAUUCACAGAAGGGUUUCACCAUGUUGGAUAUGAUGGGAAAGAUCUCCUGGCAUAUGACCUGCAGAGAGCGACAUGGAUUGCCUUCGUCCCGCAAGCAGUCCACUCCAAAAUGAAGUGGGAAAGUGACAAGUCUGCCAUUGAGAUGGAGAGACACUACCUCACCCAGACCUGCAUUGAGUGGUUGAAGAAGUAUCUGGACUAUGGGAAGAGUACUCUGCAGAGGCCAGUCCCUCCAUCAGUGUCUCUGCUCCAGAAGACCCCCUCCUCUCCAGUGACCUGCCACGCUACAGGUUUCUACCCCAGUGGAGUCAUGGUGGUCUGGCAGAAAGACGGACAAGAUCACCAUGAAGAUGUGGAGAAUGGAGAGAUUCUCCCCAACGAUGAUGGAACCUUCCAGAAAAGCACACACCUCACAGUGACGUCUGAGGAGUGGAAGAACAACAAGUAUCAGUGUGUGGUUCAGGUCACUGGUAUCAAGGAGGACUUCAUCAAGGUUCUGACUGAGUCUGAGAUCCAGACCAACUGGGGUGACCCAGCCCCCAACAUUGUCCCCAUCAUUGGAGGGGUGGUGGCUCUCCUCUUGGUCGUUGUUGUUGUUGGGGUCGUGAUUUGGAAGAAGAAGAGCAAGAAAGGCUUUGUUCCGGCCAGCACUUCUGACACUAACUCUGGGAAAGGUGCCCAGAAGACUUGAUAAACCUCUGCACUUCUGUGACAUCAGAGAGCUGAAGAGGACAGCAAUGUAAUGGAAACAACAGACGUUUGACUUCUCAAGAACAUAACACAUACAUAUACUUACACAUCAGUCUCACACACAAGCGCGCACACACACUGUUAACACAUAAUCCAUAUUCAAAAAAGAUCUGCUGUCAGAAAUAUUCUUUGGUGAUUUCCUUAAAUUUUACUUUCAUUUAAUUGAUGGUUUGGCUUUUGAAAAGUUGUGCUGUAAUUUUGUUGAAUUAUACAAUGUAAUAUUACCACUGUGUGAGAUGUAUCUCAAGUCGUACAGGUAUAUUAGAACCAAUGGAACACUCAGACGUACAGGUAAAUUUAAAAUGUGAAUUAAUAUUAUUCUGCAAAUAAACAAAUUAGCUUGAUUUUCCCCUAACUGAAGCCACCAAAACAAUCACAUUUAAAAUAUAAUUUUUCUGUGAACUGGAAAAACAUAAUUAUUUUGUUUGGUGUAGCUUCAUAUAUAUAUGUUUUGGUGGUAUAAGAUACAGUAAUUGUGUGACGUUAAAGCUUUGCGCACAAUAACUUGUUUAAUUGUAUAACUAUAAGCUAGACAAGGCCUAUCCACAUGUUACAUUUGUACAUAUUUCACUUGAAGUGCUGGUAUUUUUCUUUCUUUUUGGGCCAGUAGGUUCUGUAGAAUAAGUUGGUGAUGGGUCAAGUUGAACAACUUUUAUUGCAAGUGUUUGUGCUUUGUACAUUAUGGAUGCUCUACACAUAAAGCAAUGAUCUACCAAAUCUAAUGCAAGUCAAAUGUAUUGGUCACAUAUUCUACAAGUGGAGGAGAGAUUGAUUUCAUCACAGCUUUUAUUUAUGAGAGGUAUUGACGUGUUUAAUGCACCGAGCUGUCUGUCUAAACUACUGGCACACAGCUCGGACAUCAUGCAUACACUACAAGACAAACCACAAGGGGUCUCUUCACAGUCCCCAAGUCCAGAACAGACUAUGGGUGGCACACAUUACUACAUAGAGUCAUGACUACAUGGAACUCUAUUCCACAUCAAGUAACUGAUGCAAGCAGUAAAAUUAGAUUUUAAAAACAAAAAAACACCUUAUGGAACAGUGGGGACUGUGAAGCAACACAAACAUUGGCACACACACAAUAACAUACGCUAGAACUGUAGAUAUGUGGUGGAGUAGAGGCCUACACAGUGUGUUGUAAAUGUAUAGUAAAGUUUAAAAAUUGUAUAAACUGCCUUCAUUUUACAGGAAGAGUAAUGGGGAGCCAUAAUAAAUAUAAAAACAUA
Messenger RNA from Salvelinus fontinalis (brook trout), 2656 nucleotides. Its product is annotated as class I histocompatibility antigen, F10 alpha chain-like. The record is from RefSeq and is a predicted model, not a curated record. Gene Ontology annotation, biological process: immune response. Gene Ontology annotation, cellular component: external side of plasma membrane. Bases 436 to 1371 code for a protein of 311 amino acids. Lineage: Eukaryota; Metazoa; Chordata; Actinopteri; Salmoniformes; Salmonidae. The transcript has 8 exons.